Messenger RNA from Castor canadensis (American beaver), 744 nucleotides. RefSeq names its product cationic trypsin-3-like. The record is from RefSeq and is a predicted model, not a curated record. NCBI's taxonomy places the organism in Eukaryota, Metazoa, Chordata, Mammalia, Rodentia, Castoridae. Gene Ontology annotation, molecular function: serine-type endopeptidase activity. Gene Ontology annotation, biological process: proteolysis.
AUGAAGAUUCUCAUCUUCCUUGCUUUCCUGGGAGCUGCUGUUGCUCUACCCAUUGAUGAUUAUGAUGACAAGAUUGUUGGGGGCUACACUUGUCAGAAGAAUCCCUUCCCCUACCGGUUGUCCCUGAAUGUUGGCUACCACCUAUAUGGGGGAUCCUUCAUCAACAGCCAGUGGGUACAUUCAGCAGCUCACUGCUGCAAAUCCCAGCUACAGAUACGUCUGGGAGAACACAACACUGAUGUCACUGAGGGUAAUGAGCAGUUUAUCAAUGCGGCCAAAAUCAUCAAACACCCCAAAUACAACAAAUUCACCUAUGAUAAUGACAUCAUGCUGAUUAAACUGAAGUCAACUGCCACAAUCAACUCUCGAGUGUCUACUGUCUCCCUGCCAAAGUCAUGUCCAUUUGCUGGUACUCAGAGUCUCGUGUCUGGCUGGGACAACACUGUGAGCAGUGGCACCAAAAAUCCUUCACUUCUUCAGUGUCUGGAUGCUCCCGUCCUGUCUGACUCUUCAUGCAAAACUUCCUACCCAGGCAAAAUCACUAGCAACAUGUUCUGCCUAGGCUUCCAGGCGGGUGGCAAGGAUUCUUGCCAGGGUGAUUCUGGUGGCCCUGUGGUCUGCAAUGGACAGCUGCAGGGCAUUGUUUCCUGGGGUGAUGUCUGUGCUCUGAACGGAAAACCAGGUGUCUACACAAAAGUGUGCAAUUACCUGGACUGGAUUCAGCAGACCAUUGCUGCCAACUGA